GUUGAAGUUCGUGCACCAAUAAACGCUAGCUCAAAAGUUCUAGGCACACAUCGUCCGCACUAUUUGUGGUUCGAAGCUACUCCGCCACCGUUACCGUCCACGAAUUCGUCUCCACCCACUCUAUCCGAACGAAACUCCGAAGAAGCGCACACACUUUUACUGACCGUAGAACAAUGGACACUACGUCAUUACACGAAUCGUCUUGAGUAUGAGCGAGGACUACAUUCGGAAUCUCGCGUAUUCCAUUUAAUUUUCUUGUUACUUUUCUAUGAUAUCCUGUUCGAUGACACGAUUCCGGACGUGUUCUAUUCAUAUCGGCAAAGCGAACCUUUAGAUCUAUGCUCGGACGAUUUCUACCCCUCACGCCGCUCUGCUAUUGACGAACGUUUAUCAUGGAUAUCUCAAGCCGAACUUCCCCCGGAUGACACAGUAAAUCGAGGUCCGAAGCUGAACGGACUCUGUCCUGUAACAACAUUUUACACUCGUGGUGCAAAAUACACUAAAAGGUUUGUAACUUAUCUCGAUCUGCAUUCGAGAGUGCAAUGUCAUUGGCGUGCUCCAUAUCAGACAACCUGGGAGCUUAUCAAUGACGCCAUCCUCAAUCUGAGACAGAGCCGUUUCCGGAAUCAUAUCUAUUGGAAAGCUGAAGCGGACAUUACGCCUCAGUAUGGUGGUAAUGACUGUUACUUGGGGAAUUAA
This is a messenger RNA of Echinostoma caproni, 699 nucleotides long. The record is from the annotation of a GenBank genome assembly. NCBI's taxonomy places the organism in Eukaryota, Metazoa, Platyhelminthes, Trematoda, Plagiorchiida, Echinostomatidae.